Molecule: messenger RNA, 2511 nt
Organism: Malus domestica (apple)
Lineage: Eukaryota; Viridiplantae; Streptophyta; Magnoliopsida; Rosales; Rosaceae
Product: rust resistance kinase Lr10-like
Biological process (GO): protein phosphorylation
Molecular function (GO): protein kinase activity; polysaccharide binding; ATP binding
Source: RefSeq, a predicted model, not a curated record
AUGAUUUACAAGGAGUGGGUUUAAUGACGUUUGUAGUUAAAGUGGGAUGCAACUUAGAGCACCAUCACUUGACUAUGUUCCUCUCAUUUUAUCUGUUCAUUUUUGCCUCAUUUGUUUUUUGGUUGCACCGCCUCAAAAACCUUGUGCGUCUACAUGUAUAUAGAACUUUUGGUUAAAACAGAGUCACAUAUCUUAUAACUAUUUAAAUUUUGUUGCAUAUCACAAUAUAUAUUUGUUCAUACAUUCAAACAUGUAUGGCAAAUACUGAGGAGGAACAUAGAAAAAAAAAUGAAAAUUAUUGUUAGUACAAUUGUAUAUGUUAUUGACAUGGUCAUGCAUUGGUAUAGUAAGAGUUUUCUCGUCGUAGAACUUUCAAAUGAUUGGAAUCAAGGAAGACAAUCUUUUCCCCAAUUAAUUAUUCUCGCCAUAUUUUUCCUUAGCGCCGUUAAGUUUCACUUAAAAAGCAAAAGAAGAAGGCUAAAAUUAAGGUGAAGAACCUGCCUCCACUAAUUUCCAUGAAGUUGCAGUAAGGACAUAAAUCACCUUCCGUGAAGUUUCAGUAAGGACUUCAAAUAUCCCAGAGAAAAGUCAGUCAAUGGUGUUUUGACAGAGUCAGUCAACGGCAAAAGACAGAAUUGUGUAUCAUAAUGCUCUCUCCCUCUCUCUCUCUCGUCAAUGGAUGACACCGUAUAAUUACUACUUGGAGCAAGCCAUGCGUGCCUGGAAUCCAAGUGUGGCGAUGAUCAAGGCGCAGCUAUCCAUUUCCCAUUGCGCAUCAGCCGCAAACAUCAUUGUGGAAAUCCUGGGCUUGAAUGCAAUGUAAGAUAUGAGCAGCAAAUACUAGUAAAAUUAUUUGUCAAACACAUAGAUUACAAGAGUCAGGAAAUCCAAGUGUAUCCCCCAAGUAGCUGCCUGCUGCUAAAGUCUGUUGAAAUCCCAAACAUGCCACCCUCUCCCUUCAACGUGUCAGUCGAUGACAUGAGUAACUUGACCUUAUUCAGUUGUACUACUUCUGUUGCAAGCGAUCCAUAUCCGUAUCAAUUCCCCUGCCUCGGCGACCCUGGCCGCAUAAUUUAUGCCGUUGAUUCCAGUUCUACAUAUCUAUUGGAAGAUCUCUUCCAGAAAGUACAAUCUUGUUCAAAGAUGUAUGAUGUUUUAUCAGUUCCAUUCGGUUCUUGGGUAGGCGGUUAUAAUGUUCGUUUCAAAUGGUCUGAACCAAAUUGCACAGUAUGUGAAGCACAGGGAAAGAGGUGUAGGUGGAAGAACGAUGGCACAAAUAGUGAAAUUAAAUGUCUUGACUGGAAGAAACCAAGCAACACAUGGAAAAAAGUGGUUACAGGUGGAAUCCUGGGUGCUUUGCUUCUUGUUCUACUGAUGAUUGCAGCAUAUCGGGUACAUAGCGCUGAUAGAAAGGAGAAAGAGAGUCGAUUAAGAAUUGAAAGAUUCUUGGAGGAUUACAAAGCACUCAAACCAACCAGGUAUUCGUACGCAGAUAUUAAGAGGAUUACAAAUCAAUUCAAGGACAAGUUGGGCGAAGGAGCCUAUGGAACUGUCUUCAAAGGAAUGCUCUCUUCCGAAUUCUUUAUUGCUGUCAAAGUCCUCAACAGUUCCAAGGGAGAUGGGGAAGAGUUCGUAAAUGAAGUGCGAACGAUGGGUCAUAUCCACCACGUCAACGUGGCUCGCUUGGUUGGAUUUUGUGCUGAUGGAUUUGCACGAGCUCUUGUUUACGAGUUCUUCCCCAAUGGUUCCCUGCAGGAUUUCAUUUCAUCUGCAGAUAGUAAGAAUUCAUUUCUUGGUUGGGAUAAGUUGCAAGAUAUUGCCCUAGGCAUAGCCAAAGGAAUUGAAUAUCUUCACCAGGGAUGCGAUCUACGAAUCCUGCAUUUCGACAUCAAACCCCAUAAUGUUUUGCUAGACCAAAACUUCACUCCAAAAAUUUCUGAUUUUGGUAUGGCCAAGUUAUGUUCCAAGGAUCAAAGCUUGGUGUCCAUGACUACAGCUAGGGGGACCAUGGGCUACAUUGCACCUGAAGUGUUUUCCAGGAAUUUCGGAAAUGUGUCUUACAAGGCAGAUGUCUAUAGCUUUGGAAUGCUGCUGCUUGAGAUGGUAGGAGGAAGGAAGAAUAUUGGUUCAAUCACGGAUAACACUACAAAUGAAAUUUACUAUCCACAGUGGAUUUAUAAUCUUCUAGAGGAAGGGGAUGACCUACAAAUCCACAUUGGGGAAGAAGGAGAUGGUAAAAUUCCAAAGAAACUUGCAAUUAUAGGGCUAUGGUGUAUCCAGUGGCACCCGUCGGAUCGUCCUUCCAUGAAAAUAGCGGUUCAGAUGUUAGAAGGAGGAGGAGAAAGCUUGAGUAUGCCGCCUAAUCCCUUUGUGCCUACUGGUCCUACAACUAGAAAUGCAAGACGCCUAGAGCUAGAAGCUAUUGCUGAAUUAGAGUAAAAUGUAUAUGCAGAUAUGUAGACGUAUAGAUAUAGUAAUAUUUACAUUGAAUAAGAGGCCGUUUGAUAACCA